CAGCACCCAGCCGGUCGGGUGGAAGAAGUCGUAUGCCGACGGAUGUAAUCUUGGCAGAGAAUUCCCUCUUCUCCCUGGGCAUACAUGGUGAAACUCCCAUGGGAUCAGAGUGUAUGGAGAUGCGAAAGCGUCAGAUGUCGGUGCAGCAGGAGUCGAUGGCGGGUGGCACGGCACCGACCCAGCAGGACCCUAGCCAGAGCCAGAACCAGGGAAACCAGAACCAGGGGAAUCAGAGCCAGGUGAACCAGAGAGGGAACAACGCCUGUUGCUUCUGCUGGUGCUGCUGCUGUAGCUGUUCCUGGAACGAGGAGCGUGAGGAGAGGAACCGCCGGGCGUCCUACGACCUCAAGGCUGAGGGAACGGCCGACUGCGAGGACAGCCCCCCUCCCACUCUGGAGGAGGUCCGUUCCUGGGCCCAGUCGUUUGACCGACUGAUGUCGUGCGCUGCUGGCCGAGUGGCGUUUAGGUUGUUCCUGUGUACAGAGUUCAGUGAGGAGAACAUGUUAUUCUGGCUGGCUUGUGAGGAGUUCACCAAGGAAACCAACAAGACCUCCAUUGAGGAGAAGGCACGGAUCAUUUACGAGGACUACAUCUCCAUCCUCUCACCCAAAGAGGUGAGUCUGGACUCCCGUGUUCGGGAGGUGAUCAACAAGAACAUGUUGGAGCCGUCGUCCCAGACCUUCGUUGAUGCUCAGGUGCAGAUCUACACGCUGAUGCAAAGAGACUCCUACCCCCGAUACAUGAACUCCCCCGCCUACAAGAACCUGCUCAACUCCCUCUCAGAGCAGGCCCCUGAGUUCUAACUCAGCACUCUCAGAGCAGGCCCGUGAGUCCUAACUCAGCACUCUCAGAGCAGGCCCCUGAGUCCUAACUCAGCACUCUCAGAGCAGGCCCCUGAGUCCUAACUCAGCAUUCUCAGAGCAGGCCCCUGAGUCCUAACUCAGCACUCUCAGAGCAGGCCCCUGAGUCCUAACUCAGCACUCUCAGAGGAGGCCCCUGAGUCCUAACUCAGCACUUUCAGAGGAGGCCCCUGAGUCCUAACUCAGCACUCUCAGAGCAGGCCCUGAGUCCUAACUCAGCACUCUCAGAGCAGGCCCCUGAGUCCUAACUCAGCACUCUCAGAGCAGGCCCCUGAGUCCUAACUCAGCACUCUCAGAGCAGGCCCCUGAGUCCGAACUCAGCACUCUCAGAGCAGGCCCCAGAGACCUAACUCAGCACUCUCAGAGUAGGUCUCCGAGUCCUAAGUCAACACUCUUUGUUCUAGAGUCUUAGGUGACAACAAACCUGGGAUCGUCUCUCUUUUCUCAUUUCCAUUUGGUUUGAAUGUUAGUGAAGAGAAGGGGUGGCCAACCUUCCUCCUGGAGAGCUAUUACAUGUGCUAUAACUGUCUGCACACCCAGUAGCUCUCUAGGAGUGUAGAGGAUGUGAAGCGGGCCUCUGACCUGACCUAGCCCUGUCCCCAUGACCUGGCUCCGCGCUACAGAGACGUCACCUGACUAAAGACACUCAGGGUUCUACUGUCCGAGAAGUCUACUCGCCGAGGGCUCUACUAUUCUGAAGGAUCUAUUCUACUGGGCUCAGCUCCUCUGAGGGUGAGGGCUCCAUUGCCCCCAGGGCUCUACUCCCUUAAGGCUCCAUUCCCCCCAGGGCUCUACUCCCUUAAGGCUCCAUUUCCCCCAGGGCUCUACUCCCUUAAGGCUCCAUUCCCCCCAGGGCUCUACUCCCUUAAGGCUCCAUUCCCCCCAGGGCUCUACUCCCUUAAGGCUUCAUUCCCUCCAGGGCUCUACUCCCUUAAGGCUCCAUUCCCCCCAGGGCUCUACUCCCUUAAGGCUCCAUUCCCUCCAGGGCUCUACUCCCUUAAGGCUCCAUCCCCCCAGGGCUCUACUCCCUUAAGGCUCCAUCCCCCCCAGGGCUCUACUCCAUUAAGGCUCCAUUCCCCCCAGGGCUCUACUCCCUUAAGGCUCCAUUCCCCCCAGGGCUCUACUCCCUUAAGGCUCCAUUCCCCCCAGGGCUCUACUCCCUUAAGGCUCCAUUCCCCCCAGGGCUCUACUCCGUUAAGGCUCCAUCCCCCCAGGGCUCUACUCCCUUAAGGCUCCAUUCCCCCCAGGGCUCUACUCCCUUAAGGCUCCAUUCCUCCCAGGGCUCUACUCCCUUAAGGCUCCAUUCCCCCCAGGGCUCUACUCCCUUAAGGCUCCAUUCCCCCCAGGGCUCUACUCCCUUAAGGCUCCAUUCCCCCCAGGGCUCUACUCCCUUAAGGCUCCAUUCCCCCCAGGGCUCUACUCCCUUAAGGCUCCAUCCCCCCAGGGCUCUACUCCACACCACCAUUACUGCUCCAGAUCAACACACUCCAAAGGAAUAUAUAGUUUUAGAAAAAAAUCAUCUACAUUUUAUUUGUGUACAAGUUAUUUUAUUGUGUGUUAUAAUUGUUUAUUAUUUGUAUAAUUGUUUGGAUGGACAAAUGAUGCCUACUUGGGCAAUAUUAUAUAUAUUUAUGCGUUUGUAAAUAGACAAAAGGGAAUUGUGGGUAAACUGCAUAUGAGAAUCAAGCGGGUGUCCCAAUUGACACCCUAUUCACUAUAUAGUGCACUACCUAAUGGGCCCUGGUCUAAAGUAGUGAACUAUAUAGUGCACUACCUAAUGGGCCCUGGUCUAAAAUAGUGAACUAUAUAGUGCACUACCUAAUGGGCCCUGGUGUAAAGUAGUGAACUAUAUAGUGCACUAACUAAUGGGCCCUUGUCUAAAAUAGUGAACUAUAUAGUGCACUACCUAAUGGGCCCUGGUGUAAAGUAGUGAACUAUAUAGUGCACUACCUAAUGGGCCCUGGUGUAAAGUAGUGAACUACAUAGGCAACUAUAUAGACUUUGCCCAAGUCAAAUCUACGUUAUACAUUUAUUUCCUCCAAAAUGGCUCCCUAUCCCCUACAUAGAGCACUACUACAUUAUAAUCUAUGGGAAUAAUCAAAUCCAAUUCUAUUCGUCACAUGCUUCGUAAACAGGUGUAGACUAACAGUGAAAUGCUUCCCCACAAUGCAGAGAGAGAAAAUAGAAAAAUAAUAGAAAAGUAAUAACAUACAAUAAUAAAAGUAAUAAUAAAUACACAAUAAGUAACGAUAACUUGCUAUAUACACAGGAUACCAGUACCAAGUCAAUGAGUAACGAGGCUAUAUACACAGGGUACCAGUACCAAGUCAAUGAGUAACGAGGCUAUAUACACAGGGUACCAGUACCAAGUCAAUGAGUAACGAGGCUAUAUACACAGGGUACCAGUACCAAGUCAAUGAGUAACGAGGCUAUAUACACAGGGUACCAGUACCAAGUCAAUGAGUAAUGAGGCUAUAUACACAGGAUACCAGUACCAAGUCAAUGAGUAACGAGGCUAUAUACACAGGGUACCAGUACCAAGUCAAUGAGUAAUGAGGCUAUAUACACAGGAUACCAGUACCAAGUCAAUGAGUAACGAGGCUAUAUACACAGGAUACCAGUACCAAGUCAAUGAGUAACGAGGCUAUAUACACAGGAUACCAGUACCAAGUCAAUGAGUAACGAGGCUAUAUACACAGGGUACCAGUACCAAGUCAAUGAGUAACGAGGCUAUAUACACAGGGUACCAGUACCAAGUCAAUGAGUAACGAGGCUAUAUACACAGGGUACCAGUACCAAGUCAAUGAGUAACGAGGCUAUAUACACAGGGUACCAGUACCAAGUCAAUGACUAACGAGGCUAUAUACAUGGGGUAGUGUGCAGGGGUACGAGGUAGUCGAGGUAGAUAUAUACAUGUAGGUAGGGAUAAAGUGACUAGGCAACAGGAUAGAUAAUAAACAGCAGCAGUAGACUGUAGGUAGGGGUAAAGGAUAGAUAAUAGACAGUAACAGCAGUAUACUGUGAUAUGAGAUAUGUACAUGUAGGUAGGGAUAAAGUGACUAGGCAACAGGAUAGAUAAUAAACAGCAGCAGUAGACUGUAGGUAGGGGUAAAGGAUAGAUAAUAGACAGUAACAGCAGUAUACUGUAGGUAGGGGUAAAGGAUAGAUAAUAGACAGUAACAGCAGUAUACUGUAGGUAGGGGUAAAGGAUAGAUAAUAGACAGUAACAGCAGUAUACUGUAGGUAGAGGUAGUCGAGGUAGAUAUGUACAUGUAGGUAGGGAUAAAGUGACUAGGCAACAGGAUAGAUAAUAAACAGCAGCAGCGAAUAUGAAGAGUAAAUAAACAGUGUUUGCAAAAAGGGUCAAUGCAGAUAGUUAAAUAGUUAACCAAUAGCUACCCAGACUAACUAUCUUAUUGCUUGAAGGUAGAAGCUGUUCAGUGUCCUGUUGGUUCCAGACUUGGUGCAUCGGUAGCGCUUGCUAUGCGGCAGUAGAGAGAACAGUCUAUGUAGCUGUAGUGUUUGACAAUUUUUAGGGCCUUCUUCUGACACCGCCUGGCCCUGGAUGACAGGAAGCUUGGCCCCGGUGAUGUACUGGGCUGUACCCACUACCCUCUGUAGUGCCUUACGGUCGGAUAUCAAGCUGCUGCCAUACCAGGCGGUGAUGCAACCGGUCAGGAUGCUCUCGAUGGUGCAGCUGUAGAGCUUUUUGAGGAUCUGAAAGCCAAUGCCAAUCUUUUCAGCCUCCUGAGGGUGAAGAGCCAUUGUCGUGCCCUCUACACGGCUGUGUUGGUGUGUGUGGACCAGGAUAGGUCUUCAGUGAUGUGGACACCGAGCAACUUGAUGCUCUCGACGCGCUCCAUAACAGCCCUGUUGAUGUGAAUAGGGGUGUUUCCCAUAGUCCACAAUCAGCUCCGUUGUCUUGGUGAAGUUGAGGUUGUUGUCCUGGCACCACACUGCCAGGUCUCUGGCCUCCUCCCUAUAGGCUUUCUCAUCGUUGUGGGUGAUCAGGCCUAGCACCGUUGUGUCGCCAGCAAACUGUUGGAGCAGUUUGGCCAUGCAGUCGUGGCUGAACAGGGUGUACAGGAGGGGACUGAACCUGUGUUGAACAUCAGCGUGGUGGAUAUGUUGUUGCCAACCCACACCACCUGUGGGAGGCCCGUCAGGAAGUCCAGGAUCCAGUUGCAGAGGGAGACGUUUAGUCCCAGGGUCCUUAGCUUCGUGAGCACUAUGGUGUUGAACGCUGAGCUGUAGUCAAUGAACAGAUAGAUAAUGAUCUCUGUUAACAGUAGUCCAGUUAGGGCUAGAUAAUGACAUGUUAACAGUAGUCCAGUUAGGGCUAGAUAAUGACAUGUUAACAGUAGUCCAGUUAGGGCUAGAUAAUGACAUGUUAACAGUAGUCCAGUUAGGGCUAGAUAAUGACAUGUUAACAGUAGUCCAGUUAGGGCUAGAUAAUGACAUGUUAACAGUAGUCCAGUUAGGGCUAGAUAAUGACAUGUUAACAGUAGUCCAGUUAGGGCUAGAUAAUGACAUGUUAACAGUAGUCCAGUUAGGGCUAGAUAAUGACAUGUUAGUCCAGUUAGGACUAGAUAAUGACAUGUUAACAGUAGUCCAGUUAGGGCUAGAUAAUGACAUGUUAACAGUAGUCCAGUUAGGACUAGAUAAUGACAUGUUAACAGUAGUCCAGUUAGGGCUAGAUAAUGACAUGUUAACAGUAGUCCAGUUAGGACUAGAUAAUGACAUGUUAACAGUAGUCCAGUUAGGGCUAGAUAAUGACAUGUUAACAGUAGUCCAGUUAGGGCUAGAUAAUGACAUGUUAACAGUAGUCCAGUUAGGGCUAGAUAAUGACAUGUUAACAGUAGUCCAGUUAGGGCUAGAUAAUGACAUGUUAACAGUAGUCCAGUUAGGGCUAGAUAAUGACAUGUUAACAGUAGUCCAGUUAGGGCUAGAUAAUGACAUGUUAACAGUAGUCCAGUUAGGGCUAGAUAAUGACAUGUUAACAGUAGUCCAGUUAGGGCUAGAUAAUGACAUGUUAACAGUAGUCCAGUUAGGGCUAGAUAAUGACAUGUUAACAGUAGUCCAGUUAGGGCUAGAUCAUGACAUGUUAACAGUAGUCCAGUUAGGGCUAGAUAAUGACAUGUUAACAGUA
Oncorhynchus keta (chum salmon) is the source of this 6009-nucleotide messenger RNA. It is a transcript of the gene rgs20, whose product is annotated as regulator of G protein signaling 20. The record is from RefSeq and is a predicted model, not a curated record. The transcript has 5 exons. NCBI's taxonomy places the organism in Eukaryota, Metazoa, Chordata, Actinopteri, Salmoniformes, Salmonidae. Bases 33 to 803 code for a protein of 256 amino acids.